Carica papaya (papaya) is the source of this 1710-nucleotide messenger RNA. Its product is annotated as ARM repeat superfamily protein. The record is from RefSeq and is a predicted model, not a curated record. NCBI's taxonomy places the organism in Eukaryota, Viridiplantae, Streptophyta, Magnoliopsida, Brassicales, Caricaceae.
CUUUCUGCUCUCUAAAUUAAUCUCUGCAUGUCAACAUGUCUCCCAGCUUAAGCAGACAACACUGUUCUUUUACAUGUGAUUUCAUCUCCUAGCUGCUACUCCUAUAUUGUUCUUGUCUUCCAUUUUUCCUUCUCCCUUGUCGCCAUCUACACACAUACAUAUUCCCCCCCUUCUCUCUCUCUCUCUCUCUAUAUAUAUAUAUAUAUAUAAACGCCCAUAGAAGUCUUUCUCUCAUCAGGAGCAGAUCAUGUCUACUUCUUCCUCGUCUUUCCCAUCAUCAGCAUCAUCACCACCAUCAUCAUCAUCAUCAUCUCCUUCCUCUGUUUGGUUAGUUGCUUACAUGAAGCUAAAGUUCUUCACUCGAAUCCGUAGAUUCCUGCGAUCCAAAGCUCCCCACAAGCGUAACAGGGCAGCGUCCGAUCAUCACGCCGCAGAGAAACCAAGAAUAAUAGAUGCUGUUGUUGAUGACGAUGAGGAAGAAAAGAAGGAUACGGAUAAAUCCAUGGUGUUGCAGAAAUCGGUGAAGAGGCUUCACUUUGGUACUUGGGAAGAGAAGGAAAUGGCUGCCGAACAGAUACAGAGGCUCGCCAGAGAUGACGUCAGCGCCAAGAAGUUGAUCGCGGAGCUCGGUGUGAUACCGGUUCUUGUUUCCAUGGUCGCCGCCGACGAGUCUGGUCGCCGUCGAGCGGCCAUUAAGGCCUUGUUGGAGCUCGCUAAUGGAACUUACACGAACAAAGCUCUAAUAGUGGAUGCAGGACUUUAUACAAAACUACCAAAAAAUAUAGAGGAGAUUGAUGAAUCAACAAGACAAGAGUUUGCAGAACUUAUAUCUUCAUUAUGUUCUCUGGCAAAUACCCAAUCUUGUCCUUCGUCAUAUGAAAUUAUAUCAUUUCUUAUUUCCAUUCUUGAGUCGAAGAAAUCAAGCAUAGAAACGAAAGAAGUCAGUUUAGGUGCACUAUAUAAGCUAUCAAUAGUAUUAGAGAAUGCAGGAGCUUUGAUCUCAAAUGGGGUAGUUCAGACUUUAUUGAUGCUUUCAUUAGAAAAACAACUAUCAGAAAAAGCCCUAGCAAUAUUAGGGCACUUAGUGGUGACCCUAAUGGGGAAAAAAGCAAUGGAAGAAAACCAGAUGGUGCCAGAAAGGUUGAUAGAGAUUUUUACAUGGGAAGAAAAAUCUAAGUGUCAAGAACUUUCGGUCUACAUUUUGAUGAUAUUAGCUCAUCAAAGCUCAACUCAGAGAGCUAAAAUGGCAAGGGCAGGGAUAGUGCCAGUGCUUGUUAAAGUGUCCUUAUUAGGGUCACCUCUAGCUCAGAAAAGGGCGACAAAGUUAUUACAGUGGUUCAAGGAUGAAAGGCAAGCCAAGAUGGGUCCUCAUUCUGGUCCGCAAACAGGAAGAAUUUCAAUAGGUUCACCAUGUAAUCCUAGGGAAGCUGAAGAAGGUAAGAAAAUGAUGAAGAAUUUGGUGAAGCAAAGUCUUUAUAAGAAUUUAGAGAUGAUUACUCAAAGAGCUGCCUCUCCUUCCUCUUCAAAUCUUAAAUCUUUUGCUAUUAGCACAAGCUCUAAGAGCUUGCCUUAUUGAAAUCUUUCCUCCUUUAACACCAUAUUGUGUUUUGGGAUUUAUUUUUAUUUACUCUCAUACAUAUACAACUCAACUCUUUAUAAGACCACGUUGUAAUUCUUAUAUUGACAAAGAAGAUUGUAUAUCACAACAAA